GUCACUGCCACUGUCACUGCUGUCAACUGUCAUUGUAUUGUCAUGUUUAUAGUAAAUGUUCGAAGUCUAUAUAAAUCUAAUUAAACGUUCCUAAAAACUAAGAAUGAUAAUUGAUAAUAGAUAGUAAAGUGUUUCUAGUGCUAUGAAUUCUUCAGAAAACGUGCUAAAAGCCUCGCAAGGGGGCUUGCAUUGCAGCAAAGAUGCCUUAACUGACGUUUUCGGAUGGUUUCUUCAAGUGUUAUUAGCCUGUUUAGCCUUCACCUGUCUCAUAGCUAAAAGGUUUUGUGAGCCACGAAGUGAACGCCGUUCUUGGUUAAUUUGGUUCUAUGACACCUCAAAGCAAGGUAUGGGGGCUAUGGCUAUACAUCUGGCCAAUGUAUGGCUCGCAGGACAAUACUUAGGCGAUCCAUGUACUUGGUACUUGAUAAAUUUCCUCUUGGAUUCCUCCUUGGGGUUGUUUAUUAUAUUCAUAGGAAUUCGUUUAAGUCAACAUUUAUCGAAAAGGAAAGGUUGGGAGGCGAUUAAUUUUGGGGAGUAUGGAAAGCCACCGUCGGCAAAUGCGUGGAUGGCGCAGUGUUGUCUUUAUGUGGGCCUUAUGGCCAUUGUUAAAGUGUCAAUAACAUUAUUUAUGCAGCUUGAUUUUUGGGAUGGCGUUAAAGAUUUUAUUUUAUCGCCUAUUGAUAAUCCCAAGGUGGAACUAGCAUUUGUUAUGCUCAUCAUACCGUUUUUCGUAAACAUGUUGAUGUUUUGGGUCACUGAUAACUUUCUUAUGCAUAAAAGUCACACUAAAAGACGUGCGAGAAGGACGAGUGCUGAAAAUACUCUUUUGGCGCGAACUAAAGUCAAGUACAGAACAAUUAAGAAAAAAAUUAGAAGACGCGAUUCGGAAAGUGAUAUUCUGCUUUCAGGAGAUGAUGAAUUGUUAGACCCUGAAUCAGUACCUAUAAAUGGACACGUGUUAACUUAAAAUUGUGUUAGGCUGAUUAAAAUAAUUAAGAGACUGUCCAAAUAUCAUAUUUGCAAAAUCAAGUGCCUUAAUGUGGUUACUUGUGCCAAAUUAUUUUAAUCAGCGGUUUCAAAACGGCUGUAAUUUUGUCUCUCCUUAAGCUCUAACGAUUUAAGUUUAGUUAAAUCUGGUUACCGUGAGAUUAGUGAUAUCUAGGUUACUUCUGUAGGUGCUAUUUAUGAAACAAAAUAGUCAAACGACUCUGUUUAUAUAGUAGUCAUCAUCAAGCCUGUGUAAUGUAUCAAAUUUGGGAUUGAACACCUCAUAGAACCGUCCCAUUUUUAUUUAUUUGGUUUUUGCAUAUUUAUAUUAAUUACUCAUUGACAUUCCAUAUUCUCAUCGAAAAAUUUAUCUCUUGUUUUAAUCACGAACGUCAUAUCUUUACCAUAUUUAUACCAAAUAUUUAGAUAUAAGAGUUUUUGUGUACAGAACGGAUAAUAAAUCGAUUUAUUUUCGUAAUAAACGGUUUUACU
Messenger RNA from Tribolium madens (black flour beetle), 1479 nucleotides. RefSeq names its product store-operated calcium entry regulator STIMATE-like. The transcript has 3 exons. Bases 143 to 967 code for a protein of 274 amino acids. NCBI's taxonomy places the organism in Eukaryota, Metazoa, Arthropoda, Insecta, Coleoptera, Tenebrionidae. Gene Ontology annotation, cellular component: membrane. The record is from RefSeq and is a predicted model, not a curated record.